Suncus etruscus (white-toothed pygmy shrew) is the source of this 723-nucleotide messenger RNA. RefSeq names its product DnaJ heat shock protein family (Hsp40) member C5 gamma (gene DNAJC5G). The record is from RefSeq and is a predicted model, not a curated record. The transcript is spliced from 6 exons. The coding region runs from base 1 to 723 and encodes 240 amino acids. NCBI's taxonomy places the organism in Eukaryota, Metazoa, Chordata, Mammalia, Eulipotyphla, Soricidae.
AUGGCGGAUGUAGAUGAGGCAGCCCGCCAUCUGUCAAAAAGUGGGAGCACCCUCUAUGCAGUGCUGGAACUGAAAAAAGGGGCUUCGCCCGAAGAUGUCAAAAAGGCCUACAGCCUUUCACCCCAAAAUCCUCUACCCCCUCAUGCUCUGUCCUCUUCCCCACCCACCUUCGGGUAUUGUCUGGACAGGAGAUUGGCUUUGAAGUACCACCCAGACAAGAAUCCAGGGAAUCCACAAGCAGCAGAGACAUUCAAGGAGAUCAACACGGCCCAUACCAUACUGAGUGACCCAAAGACGAGGAAGAUCUAUGACAGACAUGGCUCUCUGGGGAUCUACAUAUAUCAACACUUUGGCGCACAGGGCGUCACAUACUAUUUUAUCAUGAACAGUUGUUGGUUCAAGAUGCUCAUGUGCCUGUGCUGUCUGCUCACCUGCUGCUAUUGCUGCUGCUGUUGCUGCUUCUGCUGUGGGACACUCCGGCCUCCAACCGAUGAAACUACCAGGAGAAAUUACCAGGUCUACACUCAGCAGCCUCCAGGAGCAGGCUAUCCUGGGACCUCCCAACUGAUGCAGGCCAGUCAACAGACAUCUUCGAUCUGGGGCCUGAACCUGACACCGGGCCUGGCAGAGAGCAGAAGUCAGCCCAUCUGUGAGCGUGGGGCAAAAGCUUCUGGAAGCCUCGUCAUUGUGACCGCCCAUGGAGAUUCUGCGCCUCUGCCCUAG